Molecule: messenger RNA, 609 nt
Organism: Pocillopora meandrina
Lineage: Eukaryota; Metazoa; Cnidaria; Anthozoa; Scleractinia; Pocilloporidae
Source: the annotation of a GenBank genome assembly
AUGUUUACUUCUACCAACGGUACCCGUAUUGUCUUGACCAAAACUGAAGAAGUCUACUCCAGUCCAGAGAGUAAAGAUGCAGAGAACCGCACACAGCGGUCAUCUUCUAAUCUAAUUCCGAACUAUGGAGGCCUUCCAGAAUCGAAGAUGUUUCCACCUUUCUUGAGAUACGCAAAAAGCACAGAUUGCGGUAGCUACGCGAACAGAGGGAAAUAUUUAGGAGGAGAAUUCGCCGAUUUCGAGAACGCAGCUCAGGUAGUAACCUACGCACAUAGCAUGGGAAGAGGCUUCAAAACCUCAGGCGCUAAGUAUCUCGAGAAAACAGAUGAGGUAACAGAAAAACCGUCAGAGAAAGAAAUGAAGGAAGAUUCAUACGACGAAGAUGAUGCAAAUAACGGAAAAGAGGGAAAGGAGAGCUACUGGGAACGGCGAAGGAAAAACAAUGCCUCGGCGAAAAAGUCGCGUGAUGCAAGGAAAUUUCGUGAACUGCAAACGCAAUUAAAAGCGGCUUUCCUUGAGAGAGAGAACUUGCGAAUGCGUACAGAGCUUAUGAUCAUCCUAAAAGAAAACGCUUGUUUGAAACGAGUUUUAUGCGCCAAAAUGACAUGA